CUCACUCAUUGUAAAUUCUUUAGGACAUCUGAGACUGUGGCUAGCGCUCUUUGCCAUUUCCAGAGUUCCAGAGUAAUACGUUUAAACACCGCGACACCCACCGUACUGCGGUUAUUAAUUUUUGGACAUUAUUUUGAAGGUUUUUCUUAUCCCCCGACCGAAUAUAUAUUCCAAAACAUUGGCGUAUUUAUUCUGGUCACGGUUCGCGCUGACAGGCGCCUGUCCUGAAAAUCACUGUAGUGAAUCGGGUAGCAGAGAAGCAGCAAACGGACACCUGCAGUAGAAUGUAGCGGGAUUUCCCUGGUUUGGGUGCGAGAAGAAAUCUGUAAUCCUCAUUUCCCUGCCUCAUUGCUGUGGCCUGGGAGAAGAAGGUUUGGUGGGGCAUGGGGUGGCGUGUCUGUAGGCCUUGCUAUGUGUGAGGAGGCUCAGAGGAGGCCAUGGAGACCGAAGGCUACAGCCACCUCCUGGAGACGAGCGAUGGCAUGGGGGGAGGAGAGGAGCUGGAAGGCCUGGGCGGGGCCGGUUCGGACACCGGGUGGUACCUGCCCUACCCCGUCAGCUUCCAGGUGUCCCUGACCAGCUUCCUGAUGCUGGAGCUGGUGUUGGGCUUCAGCAGUAACCUGACCGUGCUGGUGCUCUACUGCGCCCAGUCCAACCUGGUCGACUCGGUCAGCAACAUGGUGACGGUCAACCUGCAUGUGCUGGACAUCAUCAUAUGUGUGCUGUGCCUGCCGAUGACGGUGGUGGUCAUCUUGCUGCCUCUGGACGGGAACCUGGCGCUGCUCUGCUGCUUCCACGAGGCCUGCGUGACCUUCACCAGCAUCGCUACCGCCGUCAACGUGCUGGUCAUCAGCGUCGACCGCUACGACAUCUCCGUGCGCCCGGCCAACCGGCUGCUGACCCCGCGGCGGGCCGCGCUGCUAUUGGCCGCAGUUUGGGCCGUGUCGCUGGCCGUCUUCUUCAUCCCCUUCCUGGAGGUGGAGUUCUUCACGGGGACGGACAGAGAGCUGGAGGGGCCCGAGCUGGUGCCCUUGUGGGAGAACCGGACGCUGCUGUGUGCAGGGGGGCAGGGCUAUCACACAGAGCUCACCAUGUACUACCACCUGCUGCUGCAGGUGCCCAUCUUCUUCACGGCCGUGGUGGUCAUGCUGUUCACCUACUCCAAGAUCCUGCAGGCCCUCAACAUCCGCAUCGGCUCCCAUUUUAGGAGGAGCCAGCGCAGCAAGGGCUCGUCCUGCAGGGGCCGCCGCAAGAGGCGCAGGAGGAAGGGGCUAGUGGGAGGAGGGGGAGGGUCCAGCCAGACCAGGAACCUCACCCAGCCACCUCUCAUCCCCUCCCCCACUCCAACCCCUACCUCACCCCCACCACUCUCCUCAAUUCCCCAGAUCACCUCCGAUAAUGGGGCCACCCCUACCAUCUCCCCCAGCCCUGCCCCUACUCCUGCCCCCACUCCCUCCCCUGUCCCCGCCCAUGCCCCGCCCUCCAUGGGCGUCCACGCCUCCGUGUCGGCCAUCAUCGCCCUGCGGAGGGCCGUGCGCCGGCACCGCGACAGGAGGGAGCGCCAGCGGCGCGUCUUCAAGAUGUCGCUCAUCAUCAUCUCCACCUUCCUGGGCUGCUGGGCGCCCAUCUCCGUGGUGAACAUCCUGAUCCUGAGCCUGGGCCCCAGCGACUGGCUGGUGCGGCUGCGGCUCUGCUUCCUGGCGCUGGCGUACGGCACCACCAUCUUCCACCCGCUGCUCUACGCCUUCACGCGGCAGAAGCUGAGGCGGGCGCUGCGGAGCAAGGUGAAGAAGCGCGUGGUGUCGCUGCUGCAGGUGGACCCGGCCCCCAGCGGCACCGUCAUACACAACUCCUGGGUGGAGCCGCGGAAGGGCCGCCGUCUGAGGCUGGAGGGCAGCGACGCCACCGACCGCUGCCUCACAGAGGCCGUGCGCGAGUGAGAGAGCGGAGAGAGAGAACGACUGAGAGAGUGGGACUAAGGAAGAGACAGAAAGAGAGAGAGAAGGAGGAGAAUAGUGUUGAUGCUUGUGUGUGCUUUUAUGCGUGUGUAUGUGUGUGUGCGUGCGUACUUGUGUGCAAUUUAAAUCUUAGCAGUCUCAUGGAAAUGUCCUCAUCGCUCUGGCAUUUCUGUAGACAAACGUGUGACAGCGGUUAUGUACAGGUGUUCUAAUUAAGCCCUGCUCUCAUUAAAGCCCUCCUCGUUUGUCAUCGUGAAGAGGAGCCACCUUCAUCCCUCAUGGCCCAUAUUUCAUCAUGAUAACCAUUUACAAGUAUAUGACAUGCACACUAAUAUUUACAUCAUACAUUCAUCAUACUCAUCGCAAUCAUACACUAGCACAGACCCACUGAUGUGCUCAGCACACUAACCAAGGCCAGUCUUGGGUGCUCAGUCCUGGUUGUGGGUUGCAAGUUUAUUAACACAACUGGAGUACUGAUGUUCUUGUCCAGUAAUUACCACGUUAAUUCAACCACUUGUCAGAGUUCUGAGAUAAUUUGUAAUUUGGAUGGUUUCCACGCUU
This is a messenger RNA of Conger conger (European conger), 2519 nucleotides long. Its product is annotated as G-protein coupled receptor 22. The coding region runs from base 438 to 1940 and encodes 500 amino acids. Lineage: Eukaryota; Metazoa; Chordata; Actinopteri; Anguilliformes; Congridae. The transcript is spliced from 2 exons. Gene Ontology annotation, molecular function: peptide binding; G protein-coupled receptor activity. Gene Ontology annotation, biological process: G protein-coupled receptor signaling pathway. The record is from RefSeq and is a predicted model, not a curated record. Gene Ontology annotation, cellular component: membrane.